Salarias fasciatus (jewelled blenny) is the source of this 1990-nucleotide messenger RNA. RefSeq names its product protein kinase, cAMP-dependent, catalytic, beta a (gene prkacba). The transcript has 11 exons. Gene Ontology annotation, biological process: protein phosphorylation. The record is from RefSeq and is a predicted model, not a curated record. Gene Ontology annotation, cellular component: cytosol; nucleus; cAMP-dependent protein kinase complex. Gene Ontology annotation, molecular function: ATP binding; cAMP-dependent protein kinase activity. Bases 285 to 1349 code for a protein of 354 amino acids. Lineage: Eukaryota; Metazoa; Chordata; Actinopteri; Blenniiformes; Blenniidae.
UUGAACGCAGCACAAAACGACAGCAGGCAGAGGUGAAAAGUCUGGAUCAUGUUGUCAUUCCAGCGGAGGCAUGCAUGAACGACAAAGGACCUUGUAAAUAAAGACCACCGAGGCAGUGAGCAGAGCACGUCGAGGUUUUCUCCGUCAAGAGGAGACAUUUAUGUCUUUUUUACCCCAUCAGCUAGCACCAGCUGAAUUUUGUUAGCUAGCUGACGGAGACCCCUGUUAGCUAACCACCUCCAUCGUUGCUCCCAGCCAGCUGUGAAUCGCCCUGUCUUCCUACGAUGGGAAACACAGCAACUGCCAAGAAAGGCAAUGAACAAGAAAGCGAGACUUUUGUGAAAGAGUUCUUAGCUAAAGCCAAAGAAGAUUUUUUAAGAAAAUGGGAGUGUCCAGCACAGAGCACAACGUGCUUGGACGACUUUGACAGGUUCAAGACUCUGGGCACUGGCUCAUUUGGACGAGUAAUGCUUGUGAAACAUAAAGGAACAAACCAGUUCUAUGCCAUGAAGAUCUUGGACAAACAGAAAGUGGUGAAGUUGAAGCAGAUAGAACACACACUAAAUGAAAAGAGAAUACUACAGGCUGUCUCUUUCCCCUUCCUCGUCAGAUUGGAGUACGCCUUUAAGGACAACUCAAACCUCUACAUGGUGAUGGAGUAUGUUCCCGGUGGGGAAAUGUUCUCACACCUCAGACGCACUGGAAGGUUCAGUGAACAACAUGCACGAUUUUAUGCAGCUCAGAUAGUACUCACCUUCGAGUACCUUCACUCCUUAGACCUCAUCUACAGAGACCUGAAACCUGAAAAUCUGCUCAUAGAUCAGCAUGGAUAUAUCCAGGUGACAGACUUUGGCUUUGCCAAAAGAGUAAAAGGGAGGACCUGGACAUUGUGUGGAACUCCUGAGUACCUCGCUCCAGAGAUCAUCCUCAGCAAGGGCUAUAACAAAGCUGUGGACUGGUGGGCACUUGGAGUUCUCAUUUAUGAGAUGGCUGCUGGUUACCCGCCUUUUUUUGCAGAUCAGCCCAUCCAGAUCUACGAGAAGAUUGUGUCUGGCAAGGUAAGAUUUCCCUCUCACUUCAGCUCUGACCUGAAAGAUCUGCUGAGGAACCUGCUUCAGGUCGACCUCACAAAGCGGUUUGGCAACCUGAAGAAUGGUGUGAAUGACAUCAAAAAUCACAAGUGGUUCUCCACAACAGACUGGAUUGCCAUCUACGAGCGAAAGGUUGAAGCUCCCUUCCUGCCAAAGUGCAGGGGACCAGGGGACACGAGCAACUUCGACGACUAUGAAGAGGAGGACAUUCGUGUCUCGCAAACAGAGAAGUGUGCAAAAGAGUUUGCAGAGUUCUAGUGAACAGGCACGAGUCCCAUCAGGGCUCUCGUGUUUGGAGAUAUUUGCACUCUGUUUGAGGGUUAAAGUGGAACUGAGGCCAUCAUGUGCUCAAACAAAUGCCUAGUUCCUUCAUUCCACACAGCUGAAUGAGGUCCUUUUUGCCAUGAUCCUGCGUGCAAUUAGCACUAAUCUAUACACAGGCACAUUAUGCAGACACUCGUGCUGCAUCACAAAGUACUAGACCACAUUUUCAUUGUUUGUCGUCUUUCUUUUCUUGUCUUGUUUGAGACUUUUGAAUCACAAUCCCCCAUGCCCUUCUUUGAGUUUCUAUUCUAAAAAGCAAAUUGAAAACUAAUGUUAUUCCCAUUUUUAAGCGACACAAUGAGUGAUUGAUUGUAUUAGCUGGUGUUACACAUAAUGUGAUUUGAGCUUUGGGGAAUUGAAGGGAUCUUACUUUCUUUUUUGUUGUUGAUGUUUCAAUUUGACAUAGAGGUUACCAGUCAUCUGCCUGUUACGAACCUGAGUGUCAUUUAGGGUACAGUUUGGUAUUCAUUAAUCAAGAACACGUAAACAUUAACCAUUACUCAUCAUUCUGGUGUUCUUAGGGCCUGGAAUAUAUGUAUUAGUACAUUUGAGCAUAUACAUAGAAGAGACAUUUU